CCCGCGCGCGCCUCGUGGCCGUGGGGGCCGCCGCCGCGCCCCGCUGCUGCUCCCCCAGGUGAGGCGAGGGAGGCGUUUGGGUGGUGGUGCUCGCGGUCGUUGCAGCUGCUGACGCGGAGGGGCCGGACGAGGAGGGCGGCGGCGGUGUACCCCAAGAUGGCGCGGCCGCCGAUCCUGUCCGUCGCGCUGCCGUCCGACACCGGCCGCGUGCUCAGCAUCCAGUCCCACACCGUACAGGGGUAUGUUGGCAACAAAUCGGCUGUCUUUCCCCUGCAACUCCUUGGCUUUGAUGUGGAUCCAAUAAACUCUGUACAGUUUUCUAAUCAUACAGGAUACCCAACAUUUAGAGGUCAGGUUCUCGAUGGCAAACAGCUCUGGGACCUUAUUGAAGGACUGGAGGAAAAUCAGUUGCUUCAUUAUACCCAUUUAUUAACAGGUUAUAUAGGCUCAGUUUCCUUUCUAGAGACUGUGCUACAAGUUGUUGACAAAUUACGAUCAGUCAAUCCUGAUCUUUUAUAUGUUUGCGACCCAGUUCUAGGUGACGAAGGAAAACUAUACGUUCCUCAGGAGCUAAUAUCUGUUUAUCAACAGAAGGUUGUUCCAGUUGCUUCGAUGCUUACACCUAACCAAUUUGAAGUUGAACUACUUACUGGAUUGAGGAUCACCUCCGAACAAGAUGGCUUGACAGCUUGUAAUACCCUCCACAGUGCCGGACCACGGAAGGUGGUUAUAACUAGUGCACUUAUUGAAGGCAAGCUGCUCCUUAUCGGAAGUCACAAAAAAACAGAGGAACAACCGCCGGAACAAUUUAAGAUUGAGAUACCAAAGAUACCUGCAUAUUUCACGGGAACUGGAGAUUUAAUGACUGCUCUCCUACUAGGAUGGAGUAAUAAAUAUCCUGAUAACCUCGAGAAAGCGGCAGAACUGGCAGUUUCCAGUUUGCAGGCACUUCUGAAAAGAACUGUGGAAGACUAUAAGAUGGCCGGCUUCGACCCAUCGACCAGCAGCUUGGAGAUCCGGCUGAUCCAAAGCCAGGACGAGAUCCGAAACCCAUCCAUUACAUGCAAGGCUGUGAAGUAUGGAAGCUGAAUCCAUAGUACACCCCUGACUAAGCUGCCAACAAUAAUGAGCCGUGCCUGGACCGCCCAUAAGCGCCUGUACCUACUUCCAUGACUCUUGGGCUUCAGUUUUGGGAUACUGAUUCUGUUACACCUUAGCUCUGAAAUGAGAAACAAUCAGAUUUCUGGGAAGAUGAAUAAUAGGUGCAGGCUGUGCGGUUGUUGCAGUCUGUGAGAAUGCGGUGGUGGCCGUGACUGAGAUUGUAAAUGGUUGGUGCAUCCUUUGCAUGCAGAAUGAAUGAACAGCCGCAUUGUUGUUGUUGCCAUCGUUGUUGGUUGUUGUUUUGGCAUUGGGGUUGUGGUGGUUAGUUGAUGAACUCUGGGUCGGGGGCUUGUCUGUGGCAUCUUGGUUGAUCUUUUAGAACUUUCAGAACUUGCAUGGUUGGUUCUUGGUUGGAAGCUACUGAGAUAUCCUGUAUUCCUGUCCAGUGUCCAGUCCGGUUACAGUUACAACUACUGAGGUAGUGCUGUUACCUCUGUAGGAGUACUGCAUAGCCAUAGCCGGAACCGGAAUCCUUUGCUGAAAGUAGCAGCAGACAUGAGAUAUUGAGAUGUCAUAUAUAGAAUAUUGGAAUU
Sorghum bicolor (sorghum) is the source of this 1694-nucleotide messenger RNA. RefSeq names its product pyridoxal kinase. The coding region runs from base 157 to 1089 and encodes 310 amino acids. The transcript is spliced from 14 exons. The record is from RefSeq and is a predicted model, not a curated record. Gene Ontology annotation, molecular function: pyridoxal kinase activity. Gene Ontology annotation, cellular component: cytosol. Gene Ontology annotation, biological process: pyridoxal 5'-phosphate salvage. Lineage: Eukaryota; Viridiplantae; Streptophyta; Magnoliopsida; Poales; Poaceae.